Ixodes scapularis (black-legged tick) is the source of this 721-nucleotide messenger RNA. RefSeq lists its product as uncharacterized. Lineage: Eukaryota; Metazoa; Arthropoda; Arachnida; Ixodida; Ixodidae. The record is from RefSeq and is a predicted model, not a curated record. The coding region runs from base 42 to 644 and encodes 200 amino acids. The transcript is spliced from 3 exons.
UCUUGCUUGGGGAUGAGGCCUUUCCCCUAAAACCCUACCUCAUGAGGCCAUACCCGAGGAAAAGCCUCAUCCCAACAGCUGAGGAAAGACAGCAGUCUGCAGCUCGCCCUUCGACCAGCGCUCCCCAAGCUGGUGACCCAGUAGACGAGCAACUGCCGGACGACGACGCUGGAGACCUAUCCGACAAUGAUGAAGCCAACAGAAAGGAGCUGCGGCGUCGGCGCAAGAUUUUUAACUAUCGCCUCAGUCGUGGCCGGAGAGUAGUAGAGAACGCCUUCGGCAUCCUUGCCCAAAAAUGGCGCAUCUUGAGAAGACCCUUCCGAGCCAACGAAGAAAAUACAGACAAGAUUGUUGCGGGAUGCGUUGUGCUCCACAACUUCCUUUUAAAGGAUUCGGAGAUAUCAGCCACAUCGUACUGCCCUCCCGGCACAGCUGACCAUGAAGACUGGGAAGGACGGAGCGUCAGUGGCAGUUGGAGGGGCGAUACUGACAAUGAGAACGCCACACUUCAAGCCCUCCCCAGGACUGGCUACAAUUCAACCAGGGAAGCCUACAGGGUGCGGGCAAAGCUCACCCACCACUUCGUGAACGGAGGAGCAGUCCCCUGGCAGGACACCAUGGUCAUGGGACCUAGUGGAAACUAAUGAAAAGAACUGCUGUUACAAGUGAUUUAUUUGUUCUUUGUUCAGGACUCCGCCUCUUGCCUACAGAUGGCUUCCAU